This is a messenger RNA of Symbiodinium sp. CCMP2456, 279 nucleotides long. Lineage: Eukaryota; Dinophyceae; Suessiales; Symbiodiniaceae. The record is from the annotation of a GenBank genome assembly.
AUGGUCACGGGGCUCCUUCGCACAGAGUGUCCCCGUCUGGACCCUGCGAUCCGAGGUCAAGGCUUCGAAGAGUUCGCGGCCAUCCUUCGGCGAGCCCCGCGCCCCCGGAUCUCGGCACUCUUCACGAAGGGUGACAUGUGGUCUCCAAUGGCCCACUACGAGGCGCUGAAAGGUCUCCUUGAUCCCAACACCGACGAAGUGUUGGAUUUGGCCUCCACCAAAUGGAAGGCUGGUGGGCCUCCGAGGCACGAGUUCGUCCUCUCUUCGCCUCACCUACUG